AUGUCUCCCAAUUUGCACGGCGCACCGCCAUCAACCCCGCCGGCCACGCAUCAACCACCAUCAGCACCGAUCGGCGGGCCGUCGUCCGGCCCGUUGCGGAUCAACUGGGGACUCUACCCCAAGUUUGUGGACGUUAUGCCCCAUGAGCCGCUCGAAAGAUAUGCCCCAGGAGGGUUUCACCCUGUCUCCUUGGGCGAUACUCUCAAGGACGGGCGGUAUACUAUCCGGCACAAGCUGGGCUAUGGCGGCCAGUCCACGGUCUGGCUCGCCUGGGAUGCACAUGAGCCAGGGGCAUGGGUCGCCCUUAAGAUUAAGUCCGCGCGGGCUUCUGCGAACGGCACCGACCAGGACUCUGAGAUUGGCGCCCUUGAGACGCUCGAGAAGUACUACUGCAGCAUCGAGAGGACACAGACACAGACGCAGGCACGCUCUUUCGUUCGGGUUUUCGACACUUUUCAACAUAUGGGGCCUAAUGGCGUGCAUACCUGUAUUGUUACAGAGGUGCUCGGGCCAACACUGGCGGAUAUUCUCGACGAGUACCGGCCGGAUGAAAAUACGUUACCUCCGGAUGUGGUCCUUCGGGUAUCGCGGCAGCUUCUACAGGGGCUCAACUUUACGCAUCACGCCGGCAUUGCUCAUGGGGACGUCUCUCCUCGAAACAUUUCGUUUACGUGGAAAAAUGCACAGGCAGACGACAAUGACCUGUUUGAGAUGGUCGGCGGAGAGCCGCCAACCGCUGCGUAUGAUGACGACAACAACGCCGCACGACCAGCGGGUCUCCCUGAACAGCUGGUUGCUUGCACGGCCUGGGAUGGCUGGUACGUUGACACAGCCGAGGACAUCCGGCUCAUCGACUGGGGCUGGUCGUUUGCUGCGGGCAAAACAGUCACAGUUCUCGGCCAGCCGAACAACCUGCGGCCCCCCGAGACGUUUUUCGGGCAUUCAUUUACCUUCAAGCACGACUUGUGGCGAGCAGGCUGCGUGAUCUACUCAUUGUUCUACCAGACGUCGCCGUUCUCCUGCAUCGGCGACCCGAACCAUUUCUUUAUUCGACGACAGGUUGCCAAGUUGGGUCCGCUGCCAGCGCCGUGGCAUGCGAAAUGGGAAGAGAUGUUGGAUACUUUCGAGCCGCGUCGACAGGUGAUCCUCACUCACAUUCUCAAUGCAGAUCCAGACGUUGGCGAAGACGACAAUGAAUAUCAAAGGGAUGAAUAUUCAGAGUACGACGUGGAGGCGCUCAAGUGUCUGUUGUGGCCGAUGCAGGGCCUCAUGCGGCAUGAACCAGACAAGCGCAUCUCGCUGCAAGAGGCAGCGUCUUCGAUUAAGUGGAUAGACCACAGGAGGGAGGUAGAGGAUGAUACGAAUACAGUUUCAGUACAGUGA
Messenger RNA from Sporothrix brasiliensis 5110, 1383 nucleotides. RefSeq lists its product as uncharacterized. The record is from RefSeq and is a predicted model, not a curated record. Bases 1 to 1383 code for a protein of 460 amino acids. Lineage: Eukaryota; Fungi; Ascomycota; Sordariomycetes; Ophiostomatales; Ophiostomataceae. Gene Ontology annotation, molecular function: ATP binding; protein kinase activity. The transcript has 4 exons. Gene Ontology annotation, biological process: protein phosphorylation; spliceosomal complex assembly; regulation of mRNA processing.